Metschnikowia bicuspidata var. bicuspidata NRRL YB-4993 is the source of this 2169-nucleotide messenger RNA. RefSeq lists its product as uncharacterized. Gene Ontology annotation, molecular function: RNA polymerase II transcription regulatory region sequence-specific DNA binding; zinc ion binding; DNA-binding transcription factor activity, RNA polymerase II-specific. Lineage: Eukaryota; Fungi; Ascomycota; Pichiomycetes; Serinales; Metschnikowiaceae. The transcript has a single exon. Gene Ontology annotation, biological process: negative regulation of transcription by RNA polymerase II. Gene Ontology annotation, cellular component: nucleus. The record is from RefSeq and is a predicted model, not a curated record. The coding region runs from base 1 to 2169 and encodes 722 amino acids.
AUGGACCAUUUAUGUUCAAAGGGAAACUGUCACUCUGGAUUUUGUGGACCUUGCGAACAGAUAGUCGAUGUGCCCUGCUAUUGUGGGAGUCAUAUCAUACCAACAAAAUGCUCUCAGUUAGAACCCAAGCCCUGUCUAAGAGAUGGGGUCUCCUUUUUGGGCGCAACUUCUUGUGGCGAUAUCACCGUGCGCUAUUUUGACUGUAAAGUUCAUUUUGAAGAUCUCAGUUGCCAGCCGCUUGCUAAAGAAGAGCAACAUUGCAAGUUUUCGCCUGACAUCGUGAAAUCUUGCUAUUGCGGAAAACUGCCGACUCAAGACCUACACAGAAAAAUAUGUACUGACCCAAUGCCAGAAUGUGACCGUCAAUGUGGAAAAACGCUUGAUUGUGGGUGUGAGUGCCUAGCUAAAUGUCAUGAGGGACCAUGUGAAUGCUUCAACAUCUUGGAAACCAGCUGCUCGUGCGGAUAUUGUACCUUCUUGGUGCCUUGUAAAGCUAUUCAACAGGGUUUCGUGCCAAAGUGUCAUCGCAAAUGUACUGCCAUGCUCAGUUGCAGAAGGCAUUGGCACAGGGAAAAAUGCUGCGAGUAUGAACAAGUUGCACUCAAAAGAGAGCGUGAAACGAAAAAACUCAGCAGAAACAGAAUCAGAACAAACUUUGACGACCAAAUGUUCACUAUGGAAACACCGCACAUAUGUACCAAGACGUGUAAUCAGAUGAAACUGUGCGGAUUACACCGAUGUGAAGCACUCUGUCACAGUGGGAAGUGUGGGGUGUGUCUAGAAGCAUCAAACGAGGACUUAGUCUGCAAUUGUGGUAAAACUGUCGUUCCAGCACCAGUGAGAUGUGGAACCAUUCUCAACUGUCAAGAACCGUGUUCACGUCCAAAAGCAUGUGGUCAUGAACAAGAACUUCAUAAAUGCCAUGACGAUGAUAAACAGUGUCCAAAUUGUACGAAGCCUGUUCCAAAAUCAUGCAACUGCGGCUCCAAGAUCAUCCCAAAUGUAUUGUGCUCCGUCGAGAAUGUCUCUUGCGGUAAGAUCUGCAAAGUUAAAAAAGAUUGUGGACAUCCUUGCAACAGGCCUUGUUCAAAGGAUUGCACGAAAGGUAAUCAUGCAUCUCCGGCUUCUUGUCAAUUUUUUUGCCGGAAGAUCAAGAACAGUUGCCCGCAUAUGUGUACGGCAAAAUGUCAUGAUUGGGGCAAAAAACCUUGCGAUCUUUCCAAGUGUGCCGAUCUCGUUUCAAACAGCUGUCUUUGUGGCAGGAUUUCAAAGAAAGUUCCUUGCGGAGCCUCCGUGACUACGGAAAGUAAGAUUGGGACAUUCAUUGGGUGUGAUGAUGACUGUGCUUUCGCCAAGCGUGAAGAAGAGUUGCGUGUUGCAUUUAAUAUGGGCGUGAAACCAGCAACAUCAUCAUAUCCUGAGGAUGCAGUCAAGGUUUACCGUCGCCAGACAAACUGGUGUUCAAAGUAUGAAAACCAGAUUAGGGAUUUCAUUAGUGAUUACCAGGACUACGUUGCCGCCGGAAUAAAAGCAAAGAAAUCUUUACAUCUCCCUCCCAUGAACACUCCUCAGCGAAAGUUUAUUCAUCAGAUUGCAGAAGCAUUCAAGCUCUACUCUGAAUCGCAGGAUAAAGAGCCUUUGAAAUCUGUGUUUAUUUGCAUCACAGAUUCUACGGCUGUUCCCCCUUUGACGCUUAAACAGACGGUUGCAGCAGAGGAUGAGAUAGAAAAAAAGAAAUUGUUUUUGGAGAAUCUCCAGCAAACCCAAAUUGAGGAAAGCUUUUUCAAUUCCAUUUUGAUUCGAGAUGUAUUUUUUGGUGUUUCCAAGGAUGAUGUGGAGAGCAAUGUGAAACAAAUUCUUCAAUCACAUCCGGAAAUUGAAAACCCUCUGAUUCACUGGAUUAAAGACUCAACUUUUGCAUUCUCCUGCGAUAAUUUCAAGACUAUGGAUAAGGAGAAAGAAGACAAACUAUACUCUCUCCUGAAGUCGUUCAAAAACGUUUUGAGAGAGAAGUAUAUUGCGUUUGACUGUAAGAUGUGCAUGGUUGACGACGGCGUGACACUUGUUUUGAAGACAGACUCAAGAAAUGUGGUGAAAAGUUUGGAAACAUCGGAACCGGAUCAACGGAAGAAUAACAAGUUUUCCGUUUUGGAAGAAACUGCCAGCUGA